GCUGCCAUGCCGGUUAAGUCCUAAGGGGGUUUGGUCAGGUCAAAAAAAGCAAUCAAAAGAAACAACUGCAUUUGAAAGUGUCAGAGCAUAGGAAUUUGUGCACAGCACUUAAGAAACAGAAUCAUGAGCAUGGCGCCAGUUCCAGUCAUACAAUUAAUACGAUUAAACGCACCACGUGCUUCCUUUCACACAUUUGCAAACCGAUUGCGGCGCACAUUUGCAUUGGGUAAUCAGUCGUUGCCAUUGUCACCGGCGCCUCUGCACUGCCGUCCGCUGUCAACGGGAGCAGCGAUUCAUACACACAAAGCACAGGUGGAUGGUGCAGCCUUGUCGAGCGGCAAAAGAUGCUACAGCAAUGCCAAGGGACCACCGGCUGGCACAGAGACUGCGUCGCCAUUGCUCUCAAAACUUUUUCCACAAACUUCGCCCGAUGCGGACAGCAAUGCCGAACAGGAACGCAAGAAGCGCGAAGAGGACGAGGCCAAGGAGAAUGAACGCGCUUGGAAACGCAUGAAACUGGGCUUUGCCAUUUUUGGUGGCGGCGGCAUUGCCACUGUGCUUUGGGGCAUCUAUAAGUUUGGACAACCCGAAAGGGAUGCAGAGGGUCAGACCAUAGAAGAUGAGUUUACACACAAGCCGCUGGUACAACAAUAUUUGCAGCGCAUGUGGAAAUCGCUGCACUACUAUCAAAAAAUGAUCCAGGAACCAUCACGUGCGAAACUAUUGCCUGAUCCGCUUAAGCAUCCAUAUGUGCAGCCGCGUUACACGCUUGUCCUAGAAAUGAAGGAUGUGCUGGUUCAUCCGGAUUGGACAUAUAAGACUGGGUGGCGCUUCAAGAAGCGCCCCGGCGUCGAUCACUUUUUGCAGGAAUGCGCCAAAGACUUUGAAAUUGUUGUCUUUACUGCCGAACAGGGCAUGACAGUAUUUCCCAUACUGGAUGCCCUCGAUCCCAAUGGCUACAUUAUGUACCGCUUGGUUCGCGAUGCCACCCAUUUCGUUGAUGGUCACCACGUCAAAAAUCUGGACAAUUUAAAUCGCGACCUCAGACGCGUAAUUGUCAUUGACUGGGAUAGCAAUGCCACUAAAAUGCAUCCGGACAACACAUUUGGCAUUGCGCGCUGGCAUGGCAACGGCGAUGAUGCACAGCUCUAUGAUUUGAUUGCGUUUUUGAAGAUCAUAGCGCAAAAUGAUGUGGAUGAUGUGCGUGAAGUGUUGCAUUAUUAUCGUCAAUUUGAGGAUCCCAUUAGCCAGUUUAGGGAUAAUCAACGCAAACUUGCCGAGCAAAUGCAGGAAGCUGAACGCAUCGAACAGUCGAAAGCCAAGCCGAUGGUGAAGCAAUGGUCUCGCAACAUUCUGGGCCGCUAACUUCUGUACAACCGACGCUGCUGUUGCUGUCGCUCGUCGCACCAUGCUAACCCACACAAAAGCCAUAGUCGUUAUAUACACAGUAGUUGUAUCCAGUUAUAAACUACUUCUACAUACACCCAUCCCCAUCCCAAUCCCAAUCCCUAUGUUUUUAGUAAAAGGCGUGGCCAAUGUAAGGAAAGGCAUCUUCAAAAAUCCCACACAGAGUGCUCCCCAUACAAAGAAAUAUGUGAAAGUUCUUGCGAGUAAGCAAAAUGCACGAUUUUCUUUUGAUACAAAAAAAAA
Molecule: messenger RNA, 1650 nt
Organism: Drosophila virilis
Lineage: Eukaryota; Metazoa; Arthropoda; Insecta; Diptera; Drosophilidae
Gene: ttm50
Product: tiny tim 50
Biological process (GO): protein import into mitochondrial matrix
Cellular component (GO): TIM23 mitochondrial import inner membrane translocase complex
Source: RefSeq, a predicted model, not a curated record